UGGCAGGGUCGCACACUCGUCCGCGUGAGUCUCCCCCGUGCGUCCUCCUCCUGUCGUUCCCUGUCUCGUUCAUGGGGCGUGCCUGGGCGGCGGUACGUAAGGAUUUGUCACGUCGUUGUACUACGGAGUGUCACGGAACGGCGCUGGGCAGGAGGCCGAGAUCGCCGCCGUCGGGGAGGGAGGAGGAGAGGCUCAGCGCACGGACGCCGUAGCGGGACGCGAGAGACAAGAAUCCUCGUUGCCGGGCGGGGGUGAUCUGUUCAACGAAAGAGAACAUGAAUGAACUUGAUAAACGGAAGAUGAAAAGGACAGAGAGGGAUUGUUCUCGAGGCCUGCUAGCCUGACCUACCCAACGCCCUUUAGAGUAGUCUGCCUGGAUGGACAGAUUUUUCCAGGAACGAGCAAGAAUGCCGUCCAUUGGCACGGGUAGCGUCGACCUGCGGUCCAUCUUGGGGAGCAUUCUGAAUGUGGUCAAGAGCAGGGCCAACCAGAUCUGCGCCGCCACUUGCGAUGGCCUCGUCCUCAGAAUGCACUACAGGUGGACCUUCUGCAUCAUGCUCGGAGGGUUUCUCACCGUCUGGUACUCGUGGUAUUACCGCGAUGUCAUAACCUGCGUGUCACACUUCAACGCCGAAACGCAAGUCCGACUCGACUACAUCAACAUCUGCCUCUCGUACCCCUACGUGCAGGAGGAGGAGGGGGCGAGGCGCUACUUGCUCUUCUACCGGUGGAUCUCGUGGUCGCUGCUGGUGCUCGCCGGCGUCUACUACAUCCCGCGGAAGGUCUCCAAGAGCUUCGAUAACGCCCGCUGCAAGAAGCUGCUCGAGGACCUCGCCGCCAACGCCCACCGCUACGACCAGGCGGAGCGCGAGUUGGUCGAGCGGGCCGCCCGCUACAUCCUGUUCAACCUCAAGACACACAACGGCCUCUACUGGAAGUUCUUCUCGGUGAACCUGCUGGCGCUCGUGGUCGACGUGUUCGCCAUGCAGUACCUGGACUUCAUCCUGCAGGGCCGCUUCAUCCAGUACGGUUUCAGGGCCUAUCCGUUCGACAGGGACCCGCAGCGCUUCACCGACUACAUGUCCCAGACGUUCCCGCCGUUCGCGCUGUGCGAGCUCUCCACCGAGAACCAGCUGGUGAACAAGCGGACGGAGGUUUUCGGUUGCCACCUCACCAUCAUGGAACUCUACGAGAAGCUCUUCCUCGGGCUGUGGCUGUGGCUCAUCGUCCUGGCAUUCAUCACCUGCUGCUACAUCAUCUUCCUGUUCGCCAUGUGGCUGCCGUGCAUGAGCGUGUACCUGCUGCGCACGGCCAAGCCCGCGCACGCCAACGACAACGUCCGUGCAAUGGUAUCCAAGGUCUGCAAGAACUGCAAGAUCGGGGACAUCUACUUGCUGUACAGGAUCAAGGGCCACCUCAGCCACGCCCGCUUCUACGAGCUCAUGACGCGGCUGUCGGACCCCAACCUGUUCAACAAGCAGGUGGUGGGCAACCCGGCCACGGCGGCGCCCGACGCCAAGGACAAGGUGCCGCCCAACAAGCAGCCCGACACGCUCAGGAACCGCCGCCCCAACGUGCCGCAGGACCCGCCCAUCAACCCCGACUACCUCCACCAGCUGCUCACCAACCCGGAGAUGAUGUCCCGGAACCCGCAGCAUCCCGACCAGCGGACGCCGCUGCUCAAGAAAAACACCAGCAUCUUAAUUGAAUAGUCAGUCGCGUAGUCGUAGAGCUACACUCGAGAUUCCUAAUUCUUAAAGCUGCCAUAGGACGAGGUGCUGCCCGAGGUUGGUCUUCGCUUCUGGCCUAGGACUCUUCGAACCCACGACCCUGAGACGCCCAUGAACAGCCCCACCGAAACAGGCUCCUUCAAGGCCGCGAAGAGGCUUCAACUUGGAGAAUCCGAAGCCAGGGAACGAUCGAGCUAAGGCUUCGCGCGAGUGGGCCGGCGCCGGCGGGGACUCCCCUCGUCGGCGCGUCGAACAAAGCUCUUGAAAAGAGUUUCUAAACGGUCACCAUGACCAUAAAACGGACGCUUCACCGCCCGGGCGACGCGACGUCCUCGAACGCCUCACGCGGCGCUUAGGGUCCCUCGCAAGCCCUGAGGGCGCCGCGCAACUCCGGCGGCGCAUCGGUGCCCUGGAGGCUCUCGUACGACCGAGGACGACGACGACGUAUGUCGCGCCUCGUCUUGACAAAUGUCGUCGCUGGCACGACCCUGGCGCCGGGCGGACGGCGAAGGGGCGCCCCGGACCCCUCGCCCGAGACGCACAGAAGACGUACAAACUCGGUUGAAAAGGUGAAGAGAAAGAACAAACCAGUGGUUACAUGGACGAGAACAAAAAGUGCCUUAGCUGAAUUCUGUGUCAAUUCCAAUACUAUUUUUUCUUCUUUUUUAAGGCUGUUAGUGUUCAACUGUUAUCACCGUAGUUUUUUAAUAACGUUUAUUUAUUACAAGUGACUGAACCAGAGGUGCUAGAGUCAGCGUGAAGUGAUUUACAGGAAAAAAGGAAAAUGAAAAUGGUGUGCAGUGCGGCGUCUCCCUCAAGGCCCGUGACACGCGUUCCCAGGCAUUAGCAUCGACGGCGCUUGGCUCUCCGUCGCCGUCGACCGCUCUUCCAAUCUCCAUUUUUAUAUAUUGAUAUACACUCCCAUUUUUAUAUAUGUAUGUGUAAACUAAUGGAUUCUUCAAUGAUGGCGGAAAGAAGAGAGGAGUCGAUUGCUCUCUCAGAGUCUCUUUUGCUCAGACUUUUUUUUUUAACUAUCACCGAAAGGAUUGAUUUUAAUGUUAUGAGACGCAGGUAGGCCUAUCAUCUUUCCUCGCUUUCUUGAGACGGAAAACAAAGGAUAAGACGGAAAUAUCAAGAAAGCGACGAGGAAAAGA
Messenger RNA from Penaeus vannamei (Pacific white shrimp), 2884 nucleotides. Its product is annotated as innexin inx2. Gene Ontology annotation, molecular function: gap junction channel activity. NCBI's taxonomy places the organism in Eukaryota, Metazoa, Arthropoda, Malacostraca, Decapoda, Penaeidae. The record is from RefSeq and is a predicted model, not a curated record. Gene Ontology annotation, cellular component: plasma membrane; gap junction.